Carcharodon carcharias (great white shark) is the source of this 9021-nucleotide messenger RNA. It is a transcript of the gene dyrk3, whose product is annotated as dual specificity tyrosine phosphorylation regulated kinase 3. The transcript has 3 exons. Bases 374 to 2101 code for a protein of 575 amino acids. Gene Ontology annotation, biological process: peptidyl-serine phosphorylation; peptidyl-threonine phosphorylation. Gene Ontology annotation, cellular component: nucleus. The record is from RefSeq and is a predicted model, not a curated record. Gene Ontology annotation, molecular function: ATP binding; protein serine/threonine/tyrosine kinase activity; protein serine/threonine kinase activity. Lineage: Eukaryota; Metazoa; Chordata; Chondrichthyes; Lamniformes; Lamnidae.
UCUUGUUGUUUGGGGCGGGUUGCGCGGUGCCGGUGAAGGGGGGGGUUGGGCCGGGUGGUCUGUCCCUUCCUCCCCGCCCCUCCCCCAUUCACGUCCGGCCUCCGCCUCGGGAGUGAGUGAGCGUUUGACGCUGAGCCGCGAAUCGCGACAGAUUGAACAGAGCGGGAGCGCAGCUAACGGACAAACGGCCGCCCGGACGGAGAGGGAGGGGAUCCGGCGGCUGGUCAGAUACAAUUGAGCGAGGCCCAGGCCCAGGCCUGGAGCCGCACCCUGCUGGCUCCACCCCGCCUUUGGCAGAGGCAGAUGGCUAGCUGUAGGAAGCUGUGUGAGGAAUGGCCGGCGGUUGGAGGCAGCUGAACGCCCUUUGAUAGCCAUGUUAACGAGGAAAGCACCGGCUCCAGGACACUUGGCCACGGCCCAACUUGGAGAUGUCCUGUAUGACUCUUACAUGCGCGUAGAUCAGGCUGAGAGCCAAGUCCUGUGUGUGGAGAAAGAAAGCCCUGUGGGAUUACCAUCUCUUAAUAGCUUAACGAUUGGAAAGAGCACAAUGAAGGACCAUUUGCCAGCCUCAUGUCGGUCUCAGGUCAAGGUGCAACAUUUAUUUGAGGAUGCUGGAAACAGACGAAAUAAUGCAACUGUGCAGUCCACUGUGCCUCGAACUUGUAAAACAGCGCUACCUUCACUUAAAGAAAAGAGCUCGGAUGGUACGGCCUCGUCUAAAUCAGAAGGCGUUUUACUUAAAUCAAAAGCUGCUAUAACACCUACACAAGCCAUGAAGAUGCACAUGCAUCAGUUGUCUUCCUUUGAGCAUCAGGAAAUCUUUAACUAUCCUGAAGUUUACUUUAUGGGUCUAAACGCAAAAAAACGACAAGGGGUAGUAGGUGGAUCAAACAACUGUGGUUAUGAUGAUGAUCAAGCAGCUUACAUACUGCUGCCUCAUGACCAUAUAGCAUAUAGGUACGAGGUACUUAAAGUUAUUGGGAAGGGAAGCUUUGGACAGGUGGCUAAAGUGUAUGACCACAAACAGCGGCAGCACCUGGCAUUGAAGAUAGUGCGAAAUGAGAAGCGAUUCCACCGGCAGGCUGUAGAGGAGAUCCGAAUUCUAGAGCACUUGAAAAAGCAAGACAAGAACUUGCAAAUGAAUAUCAUCCACAUGCUGGAGAAUUUCACAUUCCGCAGCCACACCUGCAUGACUUUUGAACUGCUGAGCAUGAACCUGUAUGAACUGAUUAAAAGAAACAAGUUCCAAGGGUUCAGCCUGCAGUUAGUGCGGAAGUUUGCCCAAUCUAUCCUACAGUGCCUGGAAGCAUUGCAAAAAAAUCGAAUCAUUCAUUGUGAUUUGAAGCCAGAAAAUAUUUUACUGAAGCAGCAAGGCCGCAGUGGUAUCAAAGUAAUUGAUUUCGGCUCCAGCUGCUACGAACAUCAGCGUGUUUUCACGUACAUCCAGUCACGAUUUUAUCGAGCCCCCGAGGUUAUCCUUGGCUCACGUUAUGGGAUGCCCAUUGACAUGUGGAGCCUUGGUUGUAUCCUUGCUGAACUAUUGACUGGGUACCCUCUUUUUCCUGGAGAAGAUGAAGCAGAUCAGUUGGCUUGCAUGAUGGAACUUUUGGGAAUGCCUCCUCAAAAAAUGUUGGAUCAGUGCAAACGAGCCAAGAACUUCUUCAACUCUAAGAAUCAGCCACGCUAUUGCACUAUCAUCACACUCCCAGAUAACACAGUGAUUGUGAAUGGUGGUCGUUCCAGAAGAGGUAAGCCGCGAGGGCCACCGGGUAGCAGGAACUGGGUGACAGCUUUGAAGGGUUGCGAUGACUCGUCGUUUAUCAGCUUCCUAAAGAGAUGUUUGGACUGGGAGCCACCUAAUCGCAUAACACCCACCCAGGCUUUGAGACAUUCAUGGCUACUUAGACGCUUACCCAAACCACCCACUGUGGAGAAGACCGCACCGGUUAAAUCUACGCCAGAUAGCAGUAGUUCCUUGCCUGGAAUUGUUUCCAAGUUACCCCCAAAUAGCACCAAACUAAGGACCAAUUUGGUGCAAAUGGCUGAUUCAAAUGGAAAUAAUAUACCUCUACGUACUGUGCUUCCAAAAUUAGUUAGCUAAGGCUAUUGUGUGCUGCAAAUUAAACCCAAGAACGUGUCAAAUGCAAAAAAAAAAGUUUCUUAUGUAGGUCUUUUUGCUGGUAAAAUGUUUAACAAGUAUUUCAUAAUGAUUAUGUAUAAGAAACUACCGUAAUUUCCAAGUUGCAUUAAAGUGCAUAAAAUUAUUCUUUAUCCAUCUGACCCUCUCAAGACUAUUGUAGUUUUUAUCUCCAUUAAAUUAUGAAUACCCCUAGUUUGUCGAGAAUAAAAUGAAGUAAAUGUAUUGUAUUUAAAUCUCGCUUAACAUUUUUAACUACCCUGGCAGGAGUGACUGAAUAUAAAAUAUUGUGGUCAAGAUUUGUACAUCAGACCUCACUUAAAUCAAGUUAAGUUCUUUUGACCACAUUUGAUUUCAGUUCAUAUUUUUUAAAUAAUCCCAUUGUUCUUCCUACAGUAUGCUAGUUAUUUUAUGAAUAAGGAUCCUGCUUGAUAAAUUAAAUACCAAAUUCGCCCUCCCUCCCCCUUCCAAACAUACACAUGCUGACUUUUACUUUAGUGUGGCUUUGGUGGGCAAUGAUGGGGCUUGAAACAUUUGGGCAUUGGUAGUUAAUUGCCACUGGAUCUCUGUAAAACCCUGAAAAUUGGCCAAAUGUACUUUUUCAGCUGGUCACAAAGAUAGAGGCCAAUCAGCUCAUGCAGCUCACUGUGGAUGGGUACUGCAAGCCACAUGUAUUUCAAUCUUGUCUCACAAAAUAUCUAGCUGUCAUCCUGAUCCAGGAGUAAACUUUAGUCCCCUUCAUGCUAUGCAUCUGUAUCUGUUGGCCACCCUUCUUCUGAGUGACAGUUUAUUCCACAAAUUGCUUGUGAUAAAUAUAUACCUCUGAACCCUUCAGCCUUGGGGUUUCAGAAUUUGGAAUGCCUGUUUGUUGCCCUGCAACAUCUCAUCUGGGUCCCAUCACCCAUUUUAAACUUACAAACUUCCUUGGGUGGAGAUUAACUAUGGGGAAAAAAAGUUAAUUGGAAGAUUUGAGCAAGAUUUGUGGCAGCUGGAUUCUACCUAACAUAUUCUCUGGUGAAGAAGGAUAACCAAUUUUUAAGAUGAGUCCACAAUACACAGGGAUUCAUUUUUCUAAUAUCUGUUGAGUAAGUAGGCCAGCAAAACAGGAGUGCAGACGAAGAAUUUAUAUAAAGCAUUGUUUUGUACAGUGGCAGACAAGCACCAAAGCUUAACUGGAAUUUACUUCCAUUGUUCACUGAUCAGCAAGACUUGUUGUUAAAUUCAAAAUUGUGUCAGCGUUAGAAUCUACAGGGUUGUGGAAGAGUAUAAUCCUGCAUUACACAUAGAACAAUCUGAUUCAAUGCCAAUAUAGCAAUUUGAUUGCUGUAGUAUUAAGGACAAACUGUAUAAUAUAUUUUUAAAAUCUACGCAAAGAGCAGAAAUGCCAAGAGAUAUUUUAGUGUGCAUUUUGGCACUUCGAGGAAAAAAUGGAAGCCCAGAACAAACUUGCAGACCUGCCAGAAGGAAUGUUUUGCAUCACCAUUUUUACGUUUCUGCAUGUGAGUUCUUCAAGGAUAAUCGGGUAAAAAAUUUAUGCAUCCUUCCUCUGCACCAAUUGCACACUGUAAAAUUCAUACUCAAAUCCAGGCCCGUAGUUACUUGUCCACAGAGUGCAGCUAUCACACCAUUGUUGGUACUUUUUUGGAAUGAAACCAUUCCAUGUCGGAUAUGAUCCAAAAAUCCUAUUCUGUAUUGGCAAGUUUUAAUGAAUGGUGGGAUAGGGCCUCCUCCUGAUAUUUCCUAACUCCUCCAUCCUCCCAUUAAAAGAAUUUAAAAUGUUGGUACAAAACAUUUAAAACAAGAUUCACUCCAUCUUGAAUAUCCACUGAGCAAAUCUAAAUACUCCCGGUUGAAUAUUGCAAAUACUUUGCAGGAGGUUUUAAUGUUUUGAUAUAAUGGAUGCUUUUAAUCUUUAUAAUUGUGGACUUUUCAGAUUUAACUAAUUUAGUUUAUGAAAUGUUUCAACAGCAGCUUUUUGAUAACUGGUCAAAUGAAGAUCCAAACUUUUUUAUAAAUUGAACAAAGGCCUUGUGAAGUUAAUCUCUCCUGCUUUACAAAAGUUUCUAGAUAAAGACAUUCCAAUGGUUCAACAUUUUGAAAAAUAUCUACUGGAAUAAUUGCAGGUCUAAUGAAACUUCAGUGCACUGAAAUGCCAGAUGCUUUAAUUCAAAACACCAUUUUCAGUCUAAAGCAUAAUAUAGUUGAGCUGUUGUCCCCAUUUUAAUGGAUUGUGGUUGAGGAAGAGGAGUUUAUCUUACACUAUGUGCAGUACACGCUGCUGCUGCUUGUUCCUAUUCAUGGGAAGUUGGAUGUAAAGGCUAGCUGAACCAGGGAUCCACUUCUGAUUGUUAUUGUGAAUGAGUUGAAGAUUGAACCAAAAACAGGUUUAGCACGGUGGUGAAGCAGACAUUUUGUUACUUGCUGAUCCUUGUCCACUAACUUGUUCUCUGUACCAUUAAACUGGUAUAAAACAGCUACUGUGUUAGUAAGGCAAGCAAAAACAUACAAAACUGUAAUUUUAACUUUUAUAUGUAACUAAUGUUUUUCAUCAAUUCCAAAGCAAUCUGCCAGUUUUACCAAUAAAACUGUACAUGGGUAAUUAUUGUUCAAUCCAUUCUUCAAUGAAAAUGAAUGAAAAAUCCAUUUUCAGCCUAAACCUUUCUAAGUGCUGCUAUGAACUAGGCACACAAUUUGUGAGGUGUAACCAAUUUGAUUAUGUUCACCAUGUUUACAACCCAAAUUACACCAUCUCUUGCAUGAAUUCGGUUUCUGUAAUUUUAUCAAAUUGCAGCACAUUAAACUUAACCAACGUGAAGCACUUUAUCUCAGAUAAUUAUGGGUUAUUAUUCAGAACAUACAAGAAAUGUCAACACCACAUUAGAAAUAUUUCACAAUGAACACUGAUGAGCCAAUACAGUGUACUGGAAGCUGGUGAUUCACCAGUUAAAAUACAUUGAACAGGCCUGCAAGUAUCAGCAUAAACAUGAAUUUCCUGUGGAAUUGGUGUCAUAUUAACAUGUCCUUGUGUAGUGCCUGAAGGUUAGAAGUUCAAAUCUGUAGCAAGAAGAGGGGUCAAAGAACACCUGUCCAGAUUUAUGGGGUGUGCAGUAGGAACAGCAGGUAGUGCAGAUGGCAGUUUCACUGCUGUUCUUGCCUUGAGAGCUCCUCCUGUAGCAGCAAAUGGGAGCCUAUUGCAAAUGGAGCUGUUCAGUCAUAACCAGCAGUGUGUAAAUUGUGGCCUUUAGGCCCGAGCAGACUAGUCCACAAAACAUCUCAGUUCUACUUGCGUUUGUUUUCAUGCUCACUGGUGCAUCCUGUUUUAAGAGUCUGGAAAGAGUGGUUCUUAAUGUUUCCUCAUUGAUGGAUAAAUCCCAAAUCAGAACAGCAAGGUCGUCAUAUUACAAUCGUUGCUAGAGUAGUAAAAUAACUGAGCAGAUAUCAUCUGCCCAAUUAUAGAAUCUGGCAAUGGAGUCCUGCUAUGAAAGUGGUAAAAGUGAAAAUUGCCCUUAAGAUCAGUUAAUAUCACAAACUUCAGAUAUAUGCAAAUUAAUGAGAACAUUUAUUUAAACUUGCUAUGUUCCUGUAAGGCUGCAUGGUGUGGAGCUAAGUCGACAAUUGAGAUAAAAGUUUAUUGACACCACAAACAUAAGCACGGUUCUCUUGUAGAUGUGAGUUUACUUUCAGGAUAUGAAAACCUUUACAGCAAUUCUGGCCCAGUUGGUUACCACCUUCAUCACUGAUUAAAAUGAUCAGUUUUGCAAAAGUAGCAACUCGAAUUUCAACACAAUUGUUUUCACAGCACCACUAGACAAUCGGGGAAGUACAAACUUAGCACUAAAUGUUCUGAAAUGUCCUUGUGUUAUGGUGUUAAUCUGGGCUGCUUGUUUAUGCUGUUGUAGGCUAGUAGAUUGAUUUUGAGAUUUUUAAAACUUUGCAAGCAAUUGGGAAUUGAAAAGUUGUCUGUCAUCCAGAAUUUGCAAAUAUGCCAGAACACAAGGUGAACAACCAUUUGGAUUACCCCAGGGAGGCCAUUGUGAUAUGGAUCAACUGUUUAUCACUGUCUACUUAAUAAUAUUUGUGGAUCGGAAUCUUUAGUAAUGUUUUGAGUUUAAAUAUAUACUUGAAAAUCAUCAAACUUCCCUCUUAUGUACUGUAAAUAUAACAACCUCAUGCAGUGCAAUAGACCACAUGAUCUUUUGGAUUUAUUUUCUCUUAGAUAUCUACAUUGGCUGAAAUAUAGAAAGUAUUUCUUCAUAGCAAGAUGUUCUCCUUAAUAUAAAUUAUUGAUAUGGUUCAUCAGUAACAGUGACAACUUGUAUUUGGCAUAUAGAGCCAAAACAAUCCAAUGUUUUAUUUUUGACAUUUGACACAAGUCACAUAAGGAAAUAUCAGGCAAGUUGACCAUAAGCUUGGGUAGAGAUACUUUUAAUAUUUUUUGCCAGUGAUCUCACAUCCCAUUGAUGUCAACAUUCAUUGCCCAUCCCUAAUUACUCUUGAAAAGGUGGUGGUGAGCUGCCACCCUGAACUGCAACAAUCUGUGGUGCAGAUACACCUACAGUUAGGAAGGGAGUUCCAAUGAUGGUGAAGGAACAGUGAAACAAUUCCAAGUCAGGAUGGUGUGUGGCUUGGAGGGGAUCUUGAAAGUGAUGGUAUUAAGGAAAAUCUUAAAGCAGGAAAUAGAGGUGAAAAUUUUAGGGAGUGAAUUCCAGAGCUUAGGACCUUGACAGCUGGAGGCAUAGCCACUAAUGGUGGUGCAAUUAAAAUCAGGAAUGCUCCAGUGGCAAGAAUUGCCAGAGCACAGAGAAAGGGAGGGGUGAGGCCACAGAUGGAUUUCAAAACAAGGAUGAGAAUUUUAAAAUCACAUUGCUUAACUGAGAGCCAAUGUCGGCCAGAGCGCAAGGGAGAUAUGGGUGAGCGGGACUUAUUGCGAUUAAGGACGCAGUAGCAGAGGUUAAAUAAUGAAGUUUGUGGAAGGGCAACCAUGGAGGCCAACUAAGAGUUCAUUGGAAUUGUUUAUAGAUAACAAAGGCUUGGGUAAGGGUUUCUGCAACAGAGAAGCUGAGGCAAGGGCAGAGAUGGGUAAUAGAGGUGGAAAUAGGUGGUCUUGUUGAUGAUGCAGAAAUGUGGUUGGAAACUUAUCUUGGAGUUAGAUAUAACACCAAGGCUGCAAACAGUCUGGUUCAGUCUCACAGAUGGCUGGAGUCAGUGACAAGUGAACAAAGUUUAACACAGGCAGAAACAGUAACUGUCUUCCCAAUGUUUGGUACAGAGUAUAUUGUUGGUCGUUUUGGUUUCCAUCUAAGUUUAAAUCACUGAAGGGUAUAUUUUACCAUAUGACUGAAUAAAAAUUAAUUUAUAAAACUCAAUGUUAAAAUUAAAUGACAGCUUAUUCUAAGUCAUCAGAAAUUUGAGGAUUUUUCUUUUAACUUUUCACAAAGGAAAGUAAACUUCUGUGAUAAUGAAAAUGACAUCCUGGAAUAUUAAAAUGGAAAAAAUAAGGAAGAAAUAAGUUUAUUUUGAGAAACAAUUGCAUAUCUAUAAUAGGUAAGAUGGCCUACUCAUUUUUUCCAACAACUUGCAUUUAUGUAGUGCCUUCAAUGUAGUUUAAAAGUCCCAAGGCACUUAACAGUGAACAAAAUUUGUCACCGAUCGGAUUUGCAAAAGGAGAUACUAGGACAGAUCAAAGAGAUAAGGCUGUAGAGCAGCAGUGAGGUUUAGAAAGGAAAUUCCAAAGCUUAAAAAUUUAUUCCAAGACCUGAAGGCAUGGCUGUGAAAGGUGGAACAUUAAAAUCAGGAAUGAACAACUAAUAAUGCUUCUCUCUCAUUUCCAUCUUCUGGAACAGAAUUUCCCGAAUAUUUCUCGAUAUUUUAUGUGAAAGGUUAUCGUGGAUUACAUUGGGCAGCUGCCAUCUUACAGGCAUGUAAAGUUUUAUGACAGGUUUCGCAAUUGCAAUUUCGUAAUUCCUGACCUACUGAGAUAUACUGAUACUGAGAAAUAGGGCAGUAGAUAAAAUUGACAAUUUCAGUCUUUAAUUCAAUGGUUAUUGAACUUGAACAAUAUCUUGUUUCUUAAAUCUAAGGUUACCUACUACUUUUAAUAGUCACAGUUUGAUUAGACUGCAAUAAUUGGUACCCAAGCUGUAUAGCUCUUAAUGGAAAACAAUCUGCCAACAUUCAAAGUAAAAUAACCUUAAACUGUGCCAAAUUUUAACUGUGGGUAGAAUUUUUUUGAAACAGGUUUACUAUAUCAAAAACAAAUAUGCAAAACAUGGUAUGAAUUGUUUUUAUAAGGUGCCUUUUUAAGUUAGUGUAAUUACCUUUGUGGGAAACUUACCAUUGUGUUGCGUAUGUCACGGCAGUGUUGACCUGCUCUAGAUGCCCUGGAAAAAUACAAAUUAAAUGCUUUCUCCAAUUCCAAAAUUUAUUAGAUUUGAAUAAAUCGUGUCAAUAAGUAUAAACUUUAAAAACUGCUGUCAAUUUGCCAGAAUUCAGCAUUAAGUGUGAUUAAAUACCCUGUAUGAUGUGUGUUCAUAUUAAGACUUAACUAUUUAUUGCUAGUGUAGUGCCUCUUAAACUACCUCUGGUAGACACUUUUGAGGAUGUGUGCUGGAAGGAACAUAUGGAUUAACUGAAGACUUGAAGGAACCAAAACAUGUACACUGUGAUUAUGUGGCCCCCAUCUCUGGUCUCUUGCAGUGUGCCUUAUGUAGAUUUAGGAUAUUAUGACCCAACCAUCUACAUUACAGAAAUAUUCAGGGGAUUCUAAUCAGUCCUUGAAUGCAGUGGUGCAACAGUCAUUCAUGUUAAUGUGUAAAAUUUUGUGAUUUGCAUUUUAUUGUUCAAGAGAAUGACAUUUUAAAGAAUAAAUAAGAUCCUGAAAAUGA